AUGGCCAACAGCAGCUCCAUCACCCACUUCCUCCUCCUGCCAUUCCCAGGCACAAGGCAGCUGCAGCUCCUGCACUUCUGCCUCUUCCUGGCCAUCUACCUGGCUGCCCUGCUGGGCAAUGGCCUCAUCAUCACCACCAUAGCCUGGGACCACCACCUCCACACCCCCAUGUACUUCUUCCUCCUCAACCUUGCCCUCCUUGACCUGUGUGCCAUCUCCACCACUGUGCCAAAAUCCAUGGACAAUUCCCUGAGGGACACCAGGGACAUCUCCUACACAGACUGUGUUCUCCAGUUUUUCUUUUUCAUCUUCCUAAUUUCAGCAGAGUAUUUUCUCCUCACCACCAUGUCCUACGAUCGCUAUGUUGCCAUCUGCAGACCCCUGCACUAUGAGACCCUCCUGGGCAGCAGAGUUUGUCUCCACCUAGCAGCAGCUGUCUGGGCCUGUGGAGUUCUCACUGCUCUGCUGCACACAGCCAAUACAUUUUCCCUGCCCCUCUGCCAGGGCAAUGUUGUGGAGCAGUUCUUCUGUGAAAUCCCCCAGAUCCUCAAGCUCUCCUGCUCCACAUCCUACCUCAGGGAAAUUUGGCUUCUUGUGUUCAGCGUCUGUUUUUUCUUUGUCUGUUUUGUGUUGAUUGUGGUGUCCUAUGUGCAGAUCUUCAGGGCAGUGCUGAGGAUCCCCUCUCAGCACGGACGCCACAAAGCCUUUGUCACCUGCCUCCCUCACCUGGCUGUGGUCUCCCUGUUUCUCAUCACUACCUUCUUUGCUCACUUGAAGCCCUCCUCCAUCUCCUCCCCAUCCCUGGACCUGGGGGUGUCUGUUAUGUACUCAGUGGUGCCUCCAGCAGUAAACCCUCUCAUCUACAGCCUGAGGAACCAGGAGCUCAAGGCUGCCCUCAGCCAUCUGAUCGCUGGAUGCCUUCACAAACAAUAA
Molecule: messenger RNA, 933 nt
Organism: Dryobates pubescens (Downy woodpecker)
Lineage: Eukaryota; Metazoa; Chordata; Aves; Piciformes; Picidae
Product: olfactory receptor 14A16-like
Exons: 1
Coding region: 1-933 (310 amino acids)
Biological process (GO): G protein-coupled receptor signaling pathway
Cellular component (GO): membrane
Molecular function (GO): olfactory receptor activity; G protein-coupled receptor activity
Source: RefSeq, a predicted model, not a curated record